Desarmillaria tabescens is the source of this 1277-nucleotide messenger RNA. RefSeq lists its product as uncharacterized. The coding region runs from base 70 to 1002 and encodes 310 amino acids. The record is from RefSeq and is a predicted model, not a curated record. NCBI's taxonomy places the organism in Eukaryota, Fungi, Basidiomycota, Agaricomycetes, Agaricales, Physalacriaceae. The transcript is spliced from 5 exons.
CGAUCACUGCGUAAUUUGAAAAAGGGGCCUGCCUCAUUGCGGCUGGUCAGCUUCUUCACGGCUACCACCAUGUCGAUGUCGAGUGGUUUGUCGUCGCCAACCUUCACCUCCGUUUCGACGACCUCGUCGUUCGACAUGGUGUCGCCGAGGUCCCGCUCAUCAUCUACCAUGUCUUCUCAGUCAUUCGUCUUGUCUGAGGACGACGACUCCGAUGACGAGAUUGUCUGGAGUGUCGCAUCCUCUGGCAUUUUAUCGCAAUCCGACAUAUCGACCGAAAGUAGUCUUUUCCCUUUAUCAGAGGGCGAUUUCGUCCUUCUUGAUCCACCGGGCACCCUUGAUACUCACAGUGGUCUCUCGACUCCGAGCGCUGUCGUAUCUCAAGCUUCUGAUGAUACUUCUUCCAUCAGCCUAUCUUCUGACUUCGCGGGGCUUUCGCUCACCGCAACCACCCCAAAGCGAAAGGCGAAGGCUAGCAAGCGAAAGAAGAAGCGGAACCCCCCUGCUGUAACGUCCACCGCAGCUUCUCCGGCACCUCCAGAGCGACCGUCGUCAGCUUCGACGCCGACGCCCAGAUCUAAGCGUAGACGUUCUCGUUUGGGCGCCCGGCCUAUUGGAGUAUCUGAAAGGGGCGACGAGGUUUCUGUACCUUCAUUAUACGACGAUGCUGUCCGAUACAUAACUUCAUUUCUCACCAAUCCAACAGCGAAGGAGACUGUAUGUCACUUGCGCCUUCUUCAGUCCCUGAUCAUCGAACUGGGACUAACAACAUCGUCUAUUCCUACGUCCCUCACGUCCGCCAAAACUCUCAUCAAGUCCCAGGCGUUCGUGAAUAUCCGAGAUUAUCUCGCUCUUCGCGGACAGGGUCUUUCAGCCGUUCAGAGAGCUAUGCAUCCCAGCAGGUCUGCUUUGCGCAAGGAUAUCAAGAGAAAGGGGAACCCGGCAUCACUUAAGUGGGUUAAGCAGAAUGGAUUGCAAGUCUUACUUGUAUCUUGCUAUCCUUGAUUUAGGGGAAACGAACACGGAGUUCUAUAAAGAUGAAGAUCAUUGUACUGUAUUUUUCUGUUUUCUUCUUCGGAUUUCUGCGCUACCUUGAUUCACAGUUAUCUACCGAUUUUUACAGCCAUUCUCUGUUUGUAUACAGUAAUGCGCUUUUCUGCCCGUCAUUGUUGUCAUACUAUCAUACCAUCACUAGCCAAACUUUUACCCUUUGCUCAAUCUAUAUCAACAUACAUAUUCCCUUGCUUAACAACAAAUGAACCAGGGAUCUGCAUCUGAAU